CUUGAAUUGUCAUUUGCUGAUCUGGUCUGAUCUGAAAUUUUAUUUUUUAUUUUUUUGCAUAAAGAUUUUAUUAUAUAUAUAUAUAUAUAUAUAUAUUAUAAUCCAUAAAUAAUUAUUUUUUAUUCAUUUAUAAUUAAAAAUAAUAAAAUUCCUUCCAAAUUAUCGAAAAUUGUUAUCGUUUUACUUGGACUAAUUUCAAUCCCAGAGCGAAGCAGACCAGACCAGAUCAUACAAAUACAGAACAACUCAAACUAGACCAGACCAUAUCAGACUACACUGGACUAGUCCAAAUAAAAACAAAGAAAAGAUAAAAUUAGGCAAUUGGCCCAAUAUACUCACAUAGUCACACGUAUAUAUAAAUUGUUGCAAGGGUAGGAACUUGAAGGGAAAGGAGAAGCCAUGGUUGAUUCAUAGAUGUUCAACAAUGGGCGAAAAGAAGAUAUGAACAAUGUUUGCGUGGAAAUUGCGAAACAAAUUUGGGAAGAUGUUCAGAAACCUAGAGCAAAGGAUACAUGAUGAUAUUUAUUACUCCCUCCGUCCCUCAAUUAAGUUAUCACUUUUCUUUUUGGGCAGUCCCUGAAUUAAAUUCCUACUUCUUCACUUUCCUUAUUUGGCAAAUUAUCUACAUCAAAACAGUGCAAAACAGUGUCCAAACAGUGCAAAACAGUUUCCAAACAGUGUCAAAACAGUAAAAUUUACCCCCCAGUAAAUUUAUUUCCUUAAUAUGUGUGAAGUCAAACACGUAACUUAAUUGGGGGACGGAGGGAGCAUUUUAUGUUACUUUUUUGUUCUAAAAAGAUUUAUAGUUUACCCAUUAUUCAUCAAGAUCAUCUAUAUUAUUUUGUCACUUGUAUGACUUAAAAUACAAACAGACUAAACCAAACAAUAAUAAAAUAGUACAAGUAUUAAUAAUAACAACAAUAACAAUACUACUACUAAUAAUAAUAAUAAUAGUAAUAAUAAUAGUAAUAAUAGUAAUAAUAAUAAUAAUAACAAUAACAACAACAACAGCAGCAACAACAACAACAAUAAUAAUAGUAAUAAUAAUAAUAAAAUAUGAUUUGGUCUGAUCUGGUCUGAGACGAAUUACAGUCCAAGUAAACACAACUCAAAUCAUACAAAUACAUAAUAAUAAUAAUAAUAAUAAAAUAUGGUCUGAUCCGGUCUGUUUUAAUCUGGUCUGAUCUGAUCUUGUCUGUUUUGGUCUGGUCUGGUGCGGGAAGAAUUAAGGUCCAAGUAAAAACAACUAAGUAAACUUCUUUCCUAAUUAUCGUACUCGGUAAUACUUUCCUAAAUACUGAUUAAUUACUGUGUGUAGACAAUCCUAACUAAAGAGGGUUACACGUUUCCUAAUUCCAAAUUACCUAGCUCUAUAUAUACGUAUAUAGCAGCUACACUCUUCUUCACCACCACACCAAAUUUUACAGAAAGUUAUAUACCACGUUGCUAGAUUUUCAAGCCACCGGCAAAGGCCUUAGUCGAUAAUAAUAUUAAUAAUAAUAAUAAUAAAAGUUAUGACACUUAUGGGAGAAGCAACAUACGAGCAAAAACCAAAUAAAAGACGAUGGAGAAGGGCGAAAAGAACCGCCAAAAUUAAUCUCAUUCCUCGGGACAUUAUAGUCGAUAUUUUGGUAAGAGUAGCUUCUGAUUCUCUACCCGAUUUACUCCAUGCCAAAUUCAGCUGCCAUGAGUGGAAUGAAUUGGGGGAUGACGUGAACGUGUAUAAACAUGCAUCUCUAGCUGAGUUCCCUGUUAUAUCAAGUUGGAAGCCAGAAAGUGCAGAAAAGAAAAGAAAAGUGGCUUCAUUUUUGAACAAGUGUAUAGAUGCCCAAAAUCUAGAAGCUUUGUUCAGGAGAGGAGUGGUGGGUUAUUUUAACGGCAAAGAACAAGAAUACGCAUUGGAGUGUUUGAGGAAGGCAGGGAAUGCGGGGCACGUGGGAGCAGUAUAUGUAAUCUGCAUAAUUUCCAUGCUAUUCAUGGGAGGUGAAGACAAGGAGAAAGGAAUGGAGGUGUUGAGUGCCAUGAAGAAGUCGGAUGAAUUGCGAGGGAAAGUUGGGGACGCUCGUCGGGAACUAACAUCGAUCGUGAAAGAGAUUUGGAAUGGGGAUUUUGUGGUUCAUAGGCAGAAACCAGAUUGUUGCAGCAGAGAAGAUCAUUGUUGCACGAAGACGGGCUGGGAUGCGGACGAAGAGAACUUGAGCAUUGAUUGCCCUUAUUGUAAAUGUGAUUUUGAGAUUUCUGUUAUUGAUAGUGUUCUCGCACCCUCCUUGAAUAAUAGGUGACAACUCCGGUACCUUUACAAAAAAUGGAGUAUCGUAACUAUCAUUCAUUUGAUUGGACCACAUCACUUUAUCAUUUUUAAUUUAGAUUUAAAUAAUUCAACUGCUACAUUCUCAUUGAUCCAUGUGGACAAAUGUAUGGUAUCUUAUGGGUAUUAUAGAAUUUACC
Molecule: messenger RNA, 2448 nt
Organism: Cuscuta europaea
Lineage: Eukaryota; Viridiplantae; Streptophyta; Magnoliopsida; Solanales; Convolvulaceae
Source: the annotation of a GenBank genome assembly